ACUCAUCCCAGCAACAAUUCCUUCUUUUUCUCCAUCGUUUGGUACCGGAGCCAUGUCUCAGACUGUUGUUCUUAAGGUUGGUAUGUCAUGUCAAGGCUGCGUUGGAGCAGUGAAGAGGGUUUUAGGGAAAAUGGAAGGUGUAGAAUCAUAUGAUAUAGAUCUGAAGGAGCAAAAAGUGACGGUAAAAGGAAAUGUGCAGCCUGAUGCAGUUCUGCAGAUUGUAUCAAAGACUGGAAAGAAGACUGCCUUCUGGGAGGCAGAAGCUCCAGCAGCACCUGAGGCUAAGUCCGGGGAAGCACCAGCUGAAUCCGAGACAAAGCCUGCAGCAGCAGUGGCUAUUGCUUAAAUACUCUCUAUUAGCUUCAUGUAUUAACAUCUUAUUGUAUGGUGAACUCUCUAUGUCAUCACAUGUGCUGUAGGCUAUGCUUCAGAUAAACUUGGAAGCUAGUAACUACAAUAUCCUGUUGGGUGCUUGUCAUUUUACAUUCACUGUUGGUGUUUGAAUAUAAAGGCGAUCUUCUUGU
Molecule: messenger RNA, 524 nt
Organism: Rubroshorea leprosula
Lineage: Eukaryota; Viridiplantae; Streptophyta; Magnoliopsida; Malvales; Dipterocarpaceae
Source: the annotation of a GenBank genome assembly